GGAGUCCCCACCACGGAGUCCCCAGUGGGCGUCGACUUGAGCCUCUGCACGAUGCUCGAGCGAUUGGACAUUGACCUGGGUCCGGAGCUCGUGACUGACGGGCAGUCGCUCGACGAGCUCAAGGCGAUGCCCAACUCGUGGGACUCCGCAGUUCCUGUCCGAAACAUUCAUCUCGUUCCAGUCAUUCCAAGCGAAUUUACUCGGCAAUGCUUUGCAGACCUUCUCAGUACGGUUGGUCGAGUUCUGGAGGAGUUGUUUCAUGACUCUUAUGCACCACCGAGCGGGGACGGAGAGGUUGGCGAGCAGGGCAGGAGAUGGCGGUUAUGGGUCGACGUAUGCGACUGGGAAGUUUGGCGAGAUUGGUGGUGGACACAUGUCCAGAAGUGCUUUCCGACGUUGGCGAAGUCACAUGGGCUCACGAUGAACUUCGACCCUCCACCGCUCGACCUAUUCAAAUGGAAAGAUAGUGAUGCACUACGAUCAAUACUCACAAGUACUCCCUAGUGAACUGGCCCUGGAAUCAACCAAGCUGCUGUUGGCUGCGCUGCUGUACUCUCACAACAUUGUGGAAACUGAGGCGACGUUUACGCAAGCCAUACGUUAUCCGAUCGCACUCGAUCGCGCGGUCAUUGGGUGGGAGGAAGAGCAGGGUCUGUCUGGGUUCAAGAUUAGGGAGCGGAGCGAUCGCAAGCAAGGCGGAAGGCCGGUGUAGGGACAUACGGAGGCAAAGUAUUCACGGAAGUGGCUUGACAUGGAGGGUUGAAGACAGUUUUGCAGGUUCUGUCUAUGUCCGCAGUUUAGGUUUCGUCCCGAUAUGUAUUCUGU
Messenger RNA from Dichomitus squalens LYAD-421 SS1, 825 nucleotides. RefSeq lists its product as uncharacterized. Bases 52 to 504 code for a protein of 150 amino acids. NCBI's taxonomy places the organism in Eukaryota, Fungi, Basidiomycota, Agaricomycetes, Polyporales, Polyporaceae. The record is from RefSeq and is a predicted model, not a curated record. The transcript has 3 exons.